Messenger RNA from Microcebus murinus (gray mouse lemur), 1627 nucleotides. It is a transcript of the gene SLC25A40, whose product is annotated as solute carrier family 25 member 40. Lineage: Eukaryota; Metazoa; Chordata; Mammalia; Primates; Cheirogaleidae. Gene Ontology annotation, cellular component: mitochondrion. Gene Ontology annotation, biological process: mitochondrial transmembrane transport. The record is from RefSeq and is a predicted model, not a curated record.
CUCCGCCUCUGCCCCGCCCAGCCUCUCCCCUCCCCCACUGCGAUAUCCCCUCAGCCUCAGACCCCAGCUCUCCGCCUGCCGCGGCAGGUUCCCGCGCGGCCCCGGAGAGUUUGUGUGGCUCGGUGUUGACCAGACCUUGUGGAUGCAGUUAGUGCCGGAGGCCAGCCCAGUCGGUUACCAGGGUCAUUCCCGCCGUCUGGGUUUGCCCGGCCCGCCUGCCCUCCUGUUGUCUUCUCCACCAGGUUUUCGGCUACUGAUGUUACAAAUAAUAAAAUAUUGGAUCAUAGAGUUGAAGAAAAGGCAUAAGCCAGAUUUUUCUUCAAUUAGUUAAAAAUAUGGAAUCUGAAACAGAGGGAAUACCGAUUAUCAAAGUCACACCUCUUCAACAAAUGUUUGCCUCUUGUACUGGAGCUAUACUGACAUCACUAAUGAUGACACCUAUGGAUGUUGUUAAAAUUCGACUCCAAGCCCAAAACAACCCAUUCCCCAAAGGAAAAUGUUUUGUAUAUAGUAAUGGACUCAUGGAUCAUCUAUGUGUCUGUGAAGAGGAAGCCAACAAAGUAUGGUAUAAGAAGCCAGGAAAUUUCCGAGGAACAUUGGAUGCCUUUUUAAAAAUUGUUCGAAAUGAGGGCAUUAAAUCCCUGUGGAGUGGUCUUCCUCCUACCCUAGUGAUGGCAGUUCCUGCCACAGUUAUUUAUUUUACUUGCUAUGAUCAAUUAACUGCUCUUCUGAGAUCUAAAUUAGGAGAAAAUGAAACCCGCAUACCAAUUGUUGCUGGAAUUGUAGCCAGAUUUGGUGCAGUUACUGUGAUAAGUCCAUUAGAAUUGAUUAGAACCAAGAUGCAAUCUAAGAAAUUUUCUUACAAGGAACUGCAUCAGUUUGUCAGCAAGAAAGUGUCUGAAGAUGGUUGGAUUUCCCUUUGGAGGGGCUGGGCUCCUACUGUUCUAAGAGAUGUACCUUUCUCAGUUCCUAUGCCUUUGCAUAUGUCAACUUGGAUUAUAAUGAAGAACAUUGUUGCUAAAAAUGGAUUUUCUGGAUUAUUUACAGGCAUAAUUCCUCGUGUAAUUAAAAUUGCUCCUGCUUGUGCCAUUAUGAUCAGUACAUAUGAAUUUGGAAAGGCUUUUUUCCAGAAACAAAAUGUUCAAAGGCAGCAAUACUAGUAAUGCUGUUUCAACUUGAAAUAACAACUAUAGCCAAAUAAGGUGGAGGCAUUUAAGCAAGAACUUUGUUCACCAUUAUUUUCUUAAAAUGAUUUUAUGUCUUUCUUUCCUAUAAUUUAAAUAAAUUAUUUCUACUCUACCUCUAAAUCAUAAUCCUAAUUUUAAAGUAAAUUUUAUCCUAUUUUUGGAGAUAAUGAAAAAGAUAUUCAAGAAAUCACAACCAUUGAGCAUUCUUAUAAGAAAACAUGCAAAAUUAUUUGUUAGCACUGAAAGCAGUUUCUGAGAGUUUAAUAUUGUAUGUUUCAGUGUAAAUUAAUCUUAUUGAGAAUGUGUCAGAUAUAUCAGAACUUUUUGAAUUGUAUGCUGAAUGAUGCACAGAGUCUAGAGGAAAAAAGCCUAAGUCUUUUUUUUUUUUUUUUUGAGACAGAGUCUUACUCUGUUGCCCAGGCUAGAGGGCUGUGGCAUCA